GUUUUGAGUGAUGGAAUCACUAAAACAAAUCACAAAUAAUUAAUGUAAUUUUCUGUACCAUGGGACUUGGGCGGAUGCAAGUUGUAAUGCUAACAUGAUGAAAGAUUUUAAGAACUUAACUAAAUAUUUUCCAGUGUACCAAAAGAAAAAAGUCAACUCUAUUAGUAUAAGUAGUCUAUUUUAUAUUUAUAUAUCCCAGACACAAGCUAAAACAGACUCUAAUUGCGUUUGCCAAAACAUAGAUAUAAUUCAUUCUCAAGUCUAAUAGUAUUUGCCACUUCUAACUAUUUGGCUUGCAAAAGAGAAGCUACAAUCUAAAUGGGGAUAUGCAGAAAUGUCAAGACAGAAGAAAAGCAACUUCAAAGCAAGGGGGGAAUUAGAGCAACUCUUUUUGUCUAUGCUGUGGUGGGGAUUGAUGCCAUGGUGUUUGCUUCAAACGCUGUGAGCCUGGUGACUUACUUCAAUGGGUAUAUGAACUUAAGCUUAACAAAAUCAGCCAAUUCUGUGACAAACUUCAUGGGAACAGCAUUCUUGCUCUCAUUAUUUGGAGCUUUUAUCACAGAUACUUACUUCUCCAGAUUCAAGACUAGUGUUCUGUUUGGAAUCCUUCCGGUUUUGGGAUAUGCACUUCUAGCAGUGCAAGCACACCUCAGCCAACUGAGGCCAUUUCCCUGCAAGGAUGUACCUUUAAGCCAAAAGAAUCGAUGUGAAUCUGCAGAUAGCGGUCAAUUGGCAAUCUUGUAUGGAGGUGUUUAUCUGAUAGCAUUUGGAAACGGUGGAGUCAAAGCACCUUUGGUAUCUUUGGGAGCUGAUCAAUUUGAUGAAAAGAAUCCCAAAGAGGCCGCUAACCUAUCAAGUUACUUCAAUUGGCUACUGUUCUUCAUCACGAUUGGAGCCAUGCUAGGAGUUAUAUUUUUAGUUUGGAUAGGUGAUAAUAAGGGAUGGGAUUGGUCAUUUGGUGUUUGUUCCGUAGCGCUUGGUUUGGCAAUCCUGCUCUUGACCAUGGGAAGACAGUUUUACAGAUACAAUGCACCUAAAGGAAGCCCUCUGACGCGCAUUUCGCAGGUCCUUGUUGCAGCUUUUAGAAACAGAAAUCUCCCACUACCGCAGAACAAAGAAGAUUUACAUGAGAUCAGAAGCGGAGAACCUGAAAAUGGAAUGGAGAUUCUUCAAAGGACUGAUCAACUCAAAUUUUUGGACAGGGCAGCCAUCCCGAGGACAAAUCAAGAAGCAUCUACAUCAAAUGCUCAUGGACCAUGGAGCCUCUGUACAAUCUCACAAGUUGAAGAAACAAAGAUCGUAAUCAGAAUGCUCCCUAUUAUAUUGAGCACCAUCUUCAUGAACACGUGUAUGGCUCAACUCCAGACCUUUACUAUACAACAAUGCAUAACAAUGAACAGAAAAAUCGGAAACUUUGUAAUCCCAGCGUCUUCAAUACCUGUAAUUCCUCAAUUGUUCCAACUCAUCUUGAUCCCAGUCUAUGAUCGUAUAUUUGUCCCAACAGUAAGAAAAUAUACGGGGAUCCCUUCUGGGAUUCGGCAACUGCAACGUAUAGGUGCUGGACUAGUACUUUCAGCAGUUUCUAUGGCAGUGGCUGCAGUUGUAGAAAGUCGCAGGAAAUCAGUUGCCAUUGAGCAUAGCAUGGUUGACUCAGCUAGUCCAUUACCUAUGAGUGUGUUCUGGAUUGUAUACCAAUAUAUAAUAAUUUCAGCGGCUGAAAUAUUUACGUUGGUAGGUUUGUUGGAUUUCUUCCAUGCUGAGAGCACAUCAGGAAUGAAAUCACUGGGUCUGGCCAUUUCUUGGUCUUCACUGGCAUUUGGCUACUUCACAAGCGCAGUAUUUGUGAGUAUAAUUAACAAGUUGAGUGGUGGCUGGUUAGCUAAUAACAACUUGAACAGAGACAAGCUCGACUACUUCUAUUGGUCGCUAGCAGGAGUCAGUAUACUGAACUUUGGUUUCUAUUUACUAUGCGCUUCUUGGUACAAGUAUAAAAGGCCGGUACAGGACCAAGAAGAUCAUAUCUAGGACAAGAAAGCCAAGGGGAAAAUUGUAAUGUGUGCUGUUUGGGAAAAAUGCAUCCUCAUGAUGUUUGACCAAAUUCUGUCAUUUAAUAAUAUUGUAAUUGUGAACAUAUUGCAGAGAGUCCAAGUAAUCCUGCAUCAGGCAUCAGUCUUUUUAUUGUUGAUCAAA
Capsicum annuum is the source of this 2190-nucleotide messenger RNA. Its product is annotated as protein NRT1/ PTR FAMILY 4.5-like. Gene Ontology annotation, cellular component: membrane. The record is from RefSeq and is a predicted model, not a curated record. Lineage: Eukaryota; Viridiplantae; Streptophyta; Magnoliopsida; Solanales; Solanaceae. The transcript is spliced from 5 exons. The coding region runs from base 319 to 2025 and encodes 568 amino acids. Gene Ontology annotation, biological process: transmembrane transport. Gene Ontology annotation, molecular function: transmembrane transporter activity.